AUGUGGAAAGGUGUUUUGGAAUAUUUAGUUGCGAUAAAACUAACCCUGGUAAUUAUCGGGUUUCUCACGUUUUGUUUUAUUCAAUUUGCUUAUAAUAAAAUUUGGUCAUGUUUUAUCUUCAUAAUAGUGCUAUUAGUAAUAGAGCAUCAAAUCGAAGUCUUUGCCUUACAUACGUAUUUAGAAAUAAUGUCGGAAAGGCUACAUAUCAUAAACAAAUAUUUAGAAAAAACAAAUCAAACGUAUAGGUGUGAAGAAACGCUUGCAAUCAGAAGUCAAACUAAGGUUUUAGUUAAUGAAGUUGUUAUAAAUUAUAAGUUACCGAGUAUAAAGCGAAUUCAAGCAAAGACUUUUAUAAAAGCGAUAGAUGUUUGGCCGUUAAACAUGACUGCUUACGACAUGUGCGAAAUUAACAUCAAAUUGUUUCUUAAUUUUGUAAGUGUGACUGCCACAUAUUCUAUCCUGAUUCUACAAAUAUUGCACGUGUAA
Molecule: messenger RNA, 486 nt
Organism: Zerene cesonia (dogface butterfly)
Lineage: Eukaryota; Metazoa; Arthropoda; Insecta; Lepidoptera; Pieridae
Exons: 3
Coding region: 1-486 (161 amino acids)
Source: RefSeq, a predicted model, not a curated record